CUUGGCCUCAUCCAUUUUUCGUUUCUAUUUGAUGUCUUGAGAUCUAGAAGGAAGCAGGGUUUUAUUGAAGUUUAUUCCGUAAUUUUCGUUGAAUUAUACCAGAGGUGCAUCAGAAAAAGCGUCAAGAUGACAACUUCUCCGUACCACAUUGCGUCGCUGCUGGACAAGAUGACAUCAAGUGACAAAGACUUUAGAUUUAUGGCCACAAAUGAUUUAAUGGCUGAACUACAAAAAGAUUCUAUUAAAUUAGAUGAUGACAGUGAAAGAAAGGUUGUGCAAAUGCUCUUGAAAUUGCUGGAGGAUAAAAAUGGAGAAGUACAGAACCUUGCAGUUAAAUGCCUUGGACCUCUUGUUGGUAAAGUUAAAGAAUACCAUGUGGAAACCAUUGUUGACACUCUCUGCUCCAAUAUGCUGUCAGAUAAUGAACAACUAAGAGACAUUUCAAGCAUUGGUCUAAAGACUGUUAUUGGUGAACUACCACCAGCUUCCAGCUCUCUAGCUGCUAACAUUUGCCGGAGAAUCACUGGGAGGCUUACUAAUGCUAUUGCAAAGAGUACUGAUGUUUCAGUGCAACUGGAAGCUCUUGAUAUCCUAGGAGACCUUCUGAGCCGUUUUGGUGGACUGUUGGUGUCUUACCAUCCAUCAAUACAGGCAUCAUUACUGCCACAGCUUAAAAGUCCRAGACUGGCUGUUAGAAAGAGAGCAAUAAUAGCCUUAGGUCACCUUGUCUUGAGUUCAAAUAGCAAUUUAUUUGUUGAACUAAUGGAUCAUUUGUUGAAUGAACUGCAAUUGAACACAUCUCAUUCAACCACAAGAACCUUUAUUCAGUGUAUUGGAGCUAUUUGUCGUCAAGCAGGCCAUAAAGUAGGGGAACACCUUGAAAGAAUCAUUCCAUUCAUUGUGGAGUUUUCACAAGUUCCUGAUGAUGAUGAACUGCGAGAAUAUUGCAUCCAGGCAUUUGAGUCAUUUGUGCAUAGAUGUCCAAAAGAAGUUACUCUUUUUAUACCAAAAAUAAUAGAACUUUGUCUCAAGUUYAUCUGCUAUGAUCCAAACUAUAAUUAUGGUGAUGACAAUGAUGAAAAUAUGGAAACUGAUCAGGAUGAAGAAGAUGAAGAUGAAGAUGAUGAUGAAUACAGUGAUGAUGACGACAUGAGCUGGAAGGUUCGUAGAGCAGCUGCCAAGUGCCUCACCGCAAUCAUUGGAUCCAGACAUGACUUGCUAUCAGAUUUGUAUCGUAAUAUUGCACCUGCACUUAUUGCCAGAUUUAAAGAAAGAGAAGAAAAUGUCAAAGCUGAUAUCUUCAAUGCAUAUAUAACACUGCUACGACAAACACGCCCUGUUGCAGGGCAAAAUGUUGAUACUGAUGCAAUGGAUGAAGACAGUGGUCCACUGAUGAUGCUUCAAUCCCAGAUCGGUAGUGUUGUCAAAGCACUGCAUAAACAGCUCAGAGAGAAGAGUGUCAARACAAGACAGGGAUGUUUUCAUGUCAUGUCUGAGCUUGUUGCAGUCUCUCCUGGUGCUCUCUCAGACCACAUCAGUGCUAUYGUGCCUGGUAUACAGUUUUCACUGACAGAUAAGAGUUCUACAUCAAAUAUGAAAAUAGAUACUCUUGCUUUUCUUGGAUGUAUUUUGGCUCAACAUCCUCCUUAUGUCUUCCAUCCUCAUAUCCCUGUAUUAUUGCCACCUGUUGUCCAUGCAGUUGGUGAUCAGUUUUACAAGAUUACAUCAGAAGCUUUGUUAGUUACACAGCAGCUAGUAAAGGUUAUCAGACCACUUGGUGAGUAUUCACUAGGAUGCUCAAGUAUAUUCUUUUAUCCAGGGAAGUCCCUUUCAGAGGACAACAUAGCCAAUGUUUUGAAUGAAGUUCCACCUUUGAUUAAUGAAAGUGACUUGCAUAUCUCCCAGCUGACAUUAUCCUUAUUGACUGCUACUGCCAAGGUACACACCAAUAGUAUGGCUAAAGCAAGCUCAACAACACUUCCAGCUGUGAUGGAAUUAGUAAAAUCGCCACUUUUACAAGGUGGGGCAUUGAAUGCAAUGCUUACUUUGUUAAUGGAGCUUGUCAAUUCAGGCAUUCAGGGCAUGGCAUUUUCUAAUUUAUUUGAGAUGCUUGUGUCGCCUAUCUAUGCUCCCCAUGGAAGUGGGCAUUCACUACACAAACAGGCAUAUUACUCUAUUGCAAAGUGUGUGGCAGCUCUGACAGUUUCUUGUGCUAAAGAUGGCGAAGGGGUAGUCAACAGAUUUGUCAAAGAUAUCCAGAGUUCUAGAGUGCCUGAUGCUGUCAGGCUAUUCUCACUUCUCUCUCUUGGUGAAAUAGGAAAACAUGUUGAUUUGAGCAGCCAUGGUGACCUAGCCAAUGCAAUCUUAAAUUGCUUUUCAUCACCUUCAGAGGAGAUCAAGUCUGCAGCAUCGUUUGCUCUUGGUAAAAUUGCAGCUGGUAAUCUUCAGUUGUACCUACCGUUCUUGUUAAAGGAAAUAGAGGCAUCACCAAAAAAACAAUAUUUACUGCUCCAUUCCCUAAAAGAAGUCAUUUCUUGUGAAGCAUGUUCUUCUGCUGGUGUGCAAGCAUUAAGACCGUUUAUUGAGUCAAUAUGGGCAUUGUUGUUUAGUCAUUGUGAAAGCACAGAAGAAGGUACCAGAAAUGUUGUAGCGGAAUGUCUUGGUAAACUUACCUUGGUUGAUCCAGUCACCUUGCUUCCACAACUGCAGAAAUAUCUUGAUUCUGGAUCAGCUUUUGCAAGGAGCACGGUAGUGACGGCCGUGAAGUUUACCAUCUCCGAUCAUCCUCAACCAAUUGAUCUUCAACUUAAAUCUUGCAUUGGUCAGUUUCUUCGCACAGUACAAGAUACAGACCUUAAUGUUCGACGAGUGGCGUUGGUGGCAUUUAACUCCGCAGCCCAUAAUAAACCAAGUCUUAUAAGAGACCUUUUGGACAGCAUUCUACCGCAGUUAUACAAUGAAACCAAAAUACGGAAAGAACUUAUCAGAGAAGUUGAAAUGGGACCAUUCAAACAUACAGUAGAUGAUGGCUUGGACAUUAGGAAGGCUGCUUUCGAGUGUAUGUACACCCUUCUCGACACGUGUUUGGAUCGGCUUGACAUAUUUGAAUUUCUUAACCAUGUUGAAGAUGGACUAAAAGAUCAUUAUGACAUUAAGAUGCUGACAUUUUUAAUGUUAGUCAGAUUGGCAUCUCUUUGUCCUAAUGUCGUCCUACAACGUGUAGAUAUUCUUGUGGAACCACUCCGUCAGACYUUACAGACCAAAGUCAAAGCUAAUUCUGUGAAACAAGAGUUUGAAAAACAAGAUGAGUUAAAAAGAUCAGCUUUACGAGCCGUUGUCGCGUUGUUAUCAAUACAAGAUAGCGAUAAAAGUCCUUUGCUUAAUGACUUCCUCGCCCAAAUCAAAUCAAGCCCUGAAUUGUCUGUAAUGUUUGAUGCUAUUCAAAAGGACUCUGGUUCCAGUGAGGCAAUGGAUAUGAGCUAAGUGACUUUUCCUUAGCAUAAAACCACGACAAAUAUGUUUUCGUUUGCAGUAAAUUUAACAAGUAGACCGCAAAUCUUGGGAUCGUGAAGCGUCGAAGAAGCGAUACAUCGUCUCGCCUGAGCAUUUUGUGUCAUCGUUUGGAUGCCAACUCAAACAGAAUGGCAGAAAUUAUUUUCAAGAAUGAUCGUCGCGCACUUCCUCAAAUGGAAUAMUUCGUCCAGACAGGGAAUCCCAAGGUCUAAAAAGUUAUAACUGAUUCACAGUGCAGUUACAAAAUAGAACACUUAAUAUUUUUUCGUAUUUUAAUAUUAUCAGGAUGACGUAAUAGGAAAAAAUAAAUAAAAGUUCAAAAUC
Exaiptasia diaphana is the source of this 3837-nucleotide messenger RNA. Its product is annotated as cullin-associated NEDD8-dissociated protein 1. Gene Ontology annotation, biological process: protein ubiquitination; SCF complex assembly. The transcript is spliced from 34 exons. NCBI's taxonomy places the organism in Eukaryota, Metazoa, Cnidaria, Anthozoa, Actiniaria, Aiptasiidae. Gene Ontology annotation, cellular component: nucleus. The coding region runs from base 127 to 3483 and encodes 1118 amino acids. The record is from RefSeq and is a predicted model, not a curated record.